Messenger RNA from Pediculus humanus corporis (human body louse), 2007 nucleotides. RefSeq names its product sodium- and chloride-dependent transporter, putative. Gene Ontology annotation, cellular component: plasma membrane. The transcript has 12 exons. Gene Ontology annotation, biological process: sodium ion transmembrane transport. Lineage: Eukaryota; Metazoa; Arthropoda; Insecta; Psocodea; Pediculidae. The record is from RefSeq and is a predicted model, not a curated record. Bases 1 to 2007 code for a protein of 668 amino acids.
AUGGCCAAAAUAGUAAAUAAACCUGAUAGCAGAAAUGGACACGAGCUUGCUCAAUUGAAUAGUUCUAGAACGGGAGAUGGAGGAGUUACAAUUGUCGUAUCGCCAACAAAUGGAGGACACAGUUUAAGCAUGGGAAGUCCUGGAGAAGAAAGAGCUGCUUGGUCUGGAAAAUUACAAUUUUUCCUAAGCAUAAUCGGAUAUUCAGUGGGUUUGGGAAAUAUAUGGCGUUUUCCAUAUUUAUGUCAACAAAAUGGUGGAGGUGCUUUUCUGAUACCCUUUGUCAUAAUGUUGAUAUUAGAAGGGAUACCACUUUUUUUAAUAGAAAUUGGAAUCGGACAAAAAAUGCGAUUGGGAGCCUUGGGAGUAUGGAAUACGGUACAUCCUUGGUUGGGUGGCAUUGGUAUUGCCAGUUGCAUCGUAACCUUUUUCGUUGCUUUAUAUUACAACAUAAUUAUAACUUGGUGUUUUUAUUAUUUCUUCAAUAGCUUCCAGUCGCCAUUGCCUUGGAGCGAAUGUCCUGUCGUCAAUAAUACUGUAGUUUACGAAUGUGAAGUAAGUUCGGAAACGGCAUAUUUUUGGUAUCGUACCACAUUAGACGUCGCACCGAACAUUGAAGAUCAUGGUGGUCUCAAAUGGUGGAUCGUAUUGUGUUUAAUUUUAUCAUGGAUCACCGUUUUCUUUAUCGUUAUGAAGGGAAUACAAAGUUCUGGAAAGGUUGUGUAUUUUACUUCCAUGUUUCCUUACAUCGUUUUGACAAUAUUUUUCGUCAGGGGUAUUACGUUAAAAGGAUCGGGUGCUGGUUUAAUGCACAUGUACACUCCCAAGGUAGAAAAAUUAUCUGAUCCCACCGUUUGGAUGGAUGCUGCAACCCAAGUUUUUUAUUCAUUUGGACUCGCGUUUGGAUCUCUAAUUGCAUUCGGAUCGUACAAUACUCCGAAAAAUAAUUGCGUGAGAGAUGUUAUAUUGGUAUCCAUUUGCAACGCAGCAACAGCAAUCUAUGCUAGCGUUGUCGUUUUUGCCAUUUUAGGAUUUAAAGCCAUGUUGAACUACGACAGAUGCAUUGAUGGUAAUAAAAUCAAACUCGUAUCUCAUCAAAUUAUUCCAAGCGUUAACAUAAGCGAAUCCGAAUACGAUUUGAUUCUUCGUGAAAAAGUCACAAACCAUACGAUGUAUGAUUUGGAAGAAUGCAGUCUGGAGAAAGAAUUGGAUCAGGCUGCUGAAGGUACUGGAUUGGCAUUCGUCGUUUUCACGCAAGCAAUUGUCGAGUUACCCGGAGCUCCAUUUUGGAGUGUGAUAUUUUUCAUGAUGCUUCUUUCCCUCGGAAUUGGAUCUCAAAUAGGAAUUCUCGAGGGAAUGUUAUGCACCAUUUUCGAUAUAGAAAUAUUCAAACGGAUAAAAAAACAAUAUUUAACCGGUUUCGUCUGUUUGAUUUGCUGCAUUGUAGGAUUAUUGUUUUGCACUGGAGCCGGUGAAUAUUGGUUAAAACUUUUCGAUUCAUUUGCUGGAACUAUCGGUUUAGUAUUUUUAGCACUUUUAGAAACGUUUGCUGUCAUGUACGUGUACGGUCACGCCAAGUUUACUCAAGAUAUCGAAGAUAUGACUGGUUACAGACCAGGAUGGUACUGGCAAAUAACGUGGAGAUUUAUAGGUCCCAUUAUAAUGACCGCCAUAUUAGUUUCAUCGAUUGUUUAUAGGAUUGUCAAUAAGCCUACAUUUUCUGCUUGGGAUUCAAAAACGGGUGAAACAUUUCCUGCUGAAUAUCCCACUUGGGUGUUAAUAAUAGCUAUUAUGAUGAUAUUGGCUGGAACGCUACCUAUUCCUUUAGUAUUUUUACUUAGGCGAUUCCAGUGUUUGAAACUGGAUGUAGAUAUUCAUCAAGGUUCGAUCAGAAGAAUUGAUACGACGGUAUCUACAAAAGAAAUGAUGGGAGACAUGGAUGUAAGUAGAAAAAUUUUAUUACAUUUACCUUUUUUUUAUUUUUUUUUCGUAAAAUAUUACGGGGCGUAA